Myotis lucifugus (little brown bat) is the source of this 886-nucleotide messenger RNA. It is a transcript of the gene TIPIN, whose product is annotated as TIMELESS interacting protein. The record is from RefSeq and is a predicted model, not a curated record. Gene Ontology annotation, biological process: replication fork arrest; replication fork processing; DNA damage response. The coding region runs from base 130 to 681 and encodes 183 amino acids. The transcript is spliced from 5 exons. Gene Ontology annotation, molecular function: DNA binding. NCBI's taxonomy places the organism in Eukaryota, Metazoa, Chordata, Mammalia, Chiroptera, Vespertilionidae. Gene Ontology annotation, cellular component: nucleus; replication fork protection complex.
UAAAAACAUAUUUCUAUUCACAGAUUGAUUUCAGAGAGAGGGCUUCCAGCAUUAAGACAUGUGUUUGAUAAGACAAAAUUUAAAGGUAAAGGUCAUGAGGCUGAAGACUUGAAGACGCUAAUCAGACACAUGGAGCACUGGGCACAUCGGCUAUUCCCUAAACUGCAAUUUGAGGAUUUUAUUGACAGAGUUGAAUACCUGGGAAAUAAAAAGGAAGUUCAGACCUGUUUAAAACAAAUUCGACUUGAUCUCCCUAUUUUACAUGAAGAUUUUAUUAGCAAUAAUGAUGAAGUAGUGGAAAAUAAUGACCAUGAUGUAACUGCUACUGAAUUAGAUCCAUUUUUGACAAACUCAUCUGAAAAUGCGACGUUUGCUUCUGAGUCAAGUAGAAGCCUAACUGAAGAGCAACAACAAAGAAUUCAGAGAAAUAAACAGCUGGCCUUGGAAAGAAGACAGGCAAAGCUACUGAGUAAUAGUCAGUCCUUAGAAAAUGACUUGUUAAUGAACACAUCCAGGGCACAGACAGUUGAAGAUGUUAAUACAGGUGAGGAUCAAAACGAGAAGUCAUAUGAACUUAAGGAAGACAUUCUAGAUAAUCUGCAUAAUGAUGCUGCUGCCAAUACUGUAAAUGAAGAGGAGGAAUUAAAAAUAGAGAAAACUCAACUGGACCAAUCCUUUUAACUGUACAGCAUUAACUUUAUGCUUCAUUCCGAAAAGUUACUGAGGUUGAAGAGGCCUCAACUAAGAGGAAAUUAAUUUGGUAUCCUCAAAGUUUGAGAUUAUUAUAUAUUUUGUCUACUUUGAGUGAAAUCCUUAUGUAGUAAAACCUUUACAGAUUCCUGUUUAAAAGCUGGUAUUAUUUAUAAUUAUACUUGCUCCUUAUUAA